GCAGUUGAUGCACUUCCCACAGCCAUUUGGGGGAGUGUCAGUGAUAUGCAGGUUCAGCCGACGCUGAGGGAGAGAAUCCGGCGGGAGCAGGCUUCUGACGAAUUUGUUCGUGUCAUUGAUGCCAAAGUCCGCGCCGAAGACGUCGAGGGUUUUCAACGAGGUACCGAUGGUGCCUUGGAGUACCGUGGCAGGAUUGUGGUGCCGAAAGUUGAGGCGUUGUGGAAAGAGAUAUUGACAGAGGCUCAUACCGCACCAUAUCUUGCCCAUCCCAAAAGCACGAAGAUGUAUCAUGACCUGAAAGGGUCAUUCUGGUUGCGAGGGAUGAAGAAGGACGUAGCCGACUUUGUCAGGAGAUGUUUUACCUGUCAGCAAGUCAAAGCCGAACAUAAGAGUCCAAUAGGCCUCCUGCAACCACUACCGAUUCCGAAGUGGAAGUGGGAAGAAGUCACGAUGGAUUUUGUCACGGGGUUACCGAGGUCGUCUGAACAUCACGAUGCUAUUUGGGUCAUGGUCGACAGAUGGACUAAGGUCGCUCAUUUCUUACCAGUUUCGCUGAAGAUGUCUUUGGAUAAGUUGGCUGAGAUUUAUACCC
This is a messenger RNA of Striga hermonthica, 592 nucleotides long. Lineage: Eukaryota; Viridiplantae; Streptophyta; Magnoliopsida; Lamiales; Orobanchaceae. The record is from the annotation of a GenBank genome assembly.